Messenger RNA from Vicia faba (fava bean), 774 nucleotides. The record is from the annotation of a GenBank genome assembly. NCBI's taxonomy places the organism in Eukaryota, Viridiplantae, Streptophyta, Magnoliopsida, Fabales, Fabaceae.
AUGAUUGCUGAUUCGCUUUCUAAAACCAUUCCAGAAGGUUCAUCUUCAUCUCCAGACAACGAAAUGAUCACGACAGAAGAAGAAUUAAAACUCAAAUCAGAUAGACAAAAACUUGCAGCUUCUUGGGUCCAAGCUGCCUUAUCCACCAAUCUAUCAUCCUUUACUGUUUAUAACCGAGAGCCUCGAUCAUCUAAUGUUCAAGCUUCGAGUACAAGUAAUUCUCAAAAUCAAAAGAGUGUUCUCGGAAGUAAACCGGUUUUAGUCCUAGAAAAUUCAAGAGAAGACGCGUCUUCAAAAUCUCAAGGAAAAAGCCGUGUGACAGGAGCUAAUUCCAAACAAGUCUUACCAGGAACGCCGCGCAAACAAAGCGAAGGAUUAGCCAAUGGGAAAAAGCAAAUAGUCCAACCUCUUCCAUAUUGGAUUAGAGGAAAUGCACUUGACGAGGCGGUUAACUUAGCUGACACGCUACAAUUGAAGUCGCGUGAUUGGUUUUUGUUGUUUGUUGAGAAAUUCUUGGACAGUGACAGAGACAUUGGUUUAUCAAACAAUGGUCAGAUAGCAGGUAUGCUAACUCAACUAAAAAGCGUAAACGAUUGGUUAGACGAGAUAGGAUCAAGCAAAAACGAAGGAGAAUCGUGUCAGAUACCGGUAGAGACAAUUGAUAGACUGAGGAAGAAGAUAUAUGAAUAUCUUCUUACACAUGUUGAAUCUGCGGCCGCGACACUUACUUGCGAUCCACAGUCACAAUCAUCAGAGAUUAAAGGAAAAAAGUGA